This is a messenger RNA of Knipowitschia caucasica, 603 nucleotides long. The record is from the annotation of a GenBank genome assembly. Lineage: Eukaryota; Metazoa; Chordata; Actinopteri; Gobiiformes; Gobiidae.
AUGGCAAACAUUGACCUGGCAGCGAUUGGAAACAACAUGUUGAAGAACGAGACUGGAGAGAGUGUGGAGCUGAAGUCUCUGUGGAAGGACCAGCCGGUGGUGUUGUUUUUCCUGCGCAGGUUCGGUUGCCAGAUCUGCCGGUGGAUGGCAGCGGAAAUCAGCAAACUGGAGGCGGAUCUGAAGGCUGCUGGAGUGUCUCUGAUCGGGGUCGGGCCUGAAGAGUUCGGCCUUCAGGAGUUUAAAGCAGGCGGGUUUUUCAAAGGAGCGGUUUAUGUCGAUGAGAAGAAGAAAUGCUACAAGGACCUGGGCUUCAAAAGAUACAGCGCUCUUGGGGUUGUUCCUGCCGCUCUGGGGAAGAAAGUACGGGACGUCUCUUCAAAGGCAGAGGCUGCUGGGAUCAAAGGAAACUUCUCUGGGGACCUGCUGCAAAGUGGAGGCAUGCUCCUUGUGAACAAAGGUGGAGAGAAGGUGCUGCUUCACUUUGUGCAGGACUCUCCUGGGGACAUGGUUCCUCUAGAGGAGAUCUCCAAGGCUGUGGGAGUGUCCGCCACAGUCCAGGCUGGUCAGAGACCAGUGUGCAACGAUGACGUCUGCACGCGGUGA